This is a messenger RNA of Mytilus trossulus (common blue mussel), 7544 nucleotides long. RefSeq lists its product as uncharacterized. The record is from RefSeq and is a predicted model, not a curated record. The transcript is spliced from 5 exons. Lineage: Eukaryota; Metazoa; Mollusca; Bivalvia; Mytilida; Mytilidae. The coding region runs from base 412 to 1683 and encodes 423 amino acids. Gene Ontology annotation, molecular function: protein binding.
CAGAGGUUCUACCAAGGAACUGUCCUUCAAAAGAUCGAUUUUCAAUUUAAAGAAAAAUAGUGAUAAUAUUUUUGAUAUUUUGUUGUAAUCAUCUUUUUUAAUCAUUAAUAUUUUAUGCAAAUUUUCUAAUGAUGAGAUUAAUCAAUUAAAAGCUCGGGAGCAUCAUGGAAAACCCAUGUUUACCAAUAACUUAUCGCAGCCUCGUAACAGAACAUGCGUUCUCAGUUCGAAUUGUUAUUAAAUUCUGAAGAAAAACAUCAAAAUAUGGCGAAAAUCAAUAGCAGUGGAAAUACAACUGAAAAUAGUAAUAGUGGUUGGAUUUAUUUGCAUUUUUUCAACUGGAAAGUAAUAAAAUGUGAGAGACUAAGUGGAAGAAAAGCUGUAUUCCAUAUAUUAUGACGAUAGUGAAACAUGGAAAGUCCUAAAAUAUGUGGAAUGAGGAUUGAAUUUGAUUUUACUAUUGUUUUGUUUACUUGUGUAGUCUCUAUUCAUCGUAGUUUUUAUCACAUUAUGGAAGAAUCAGGUGAAAAAGCUUCAUGCGAGAAAGGAGCUGAAGAUGCAUUACACCAUUUGCAUGAAAGCAGACAAAUGAAUGAUCUUACACGUUCUUCAUCGUCAUCAUCAAGCGAUAAUUGCAACUACUGUGUUAACAACUGUUCCUGUUUAGAAACAGGAUACGUGAGUCAAAUAGGAGAAAAAAUAUCAACUUGUGCAAAUGGGAAACGAGAAGAAGUUAUCUGGGCCUUUGGGAUUAAUAUAUCAACAGCGGCAAAACCCACACCAAGAACUACACCAACAAGACGUGAAUUCAUAACCAUUUUCUUUCGAAAUCUCAUCGGACAAAAACAUUUAUUUGUGAAAUCAACUGUUUCGUUAGUUUUGAAUUUUUUUCUAGCAAUAAGUAUUUUAUGCACACUAUUUUUAUACGGUAAUAGAGAUUCGCCUAGAAUUUUAUCGACUUUGAACGAAACACAAGUAUGUAUUGCUUGCAAUGGUCUUGGACUACAUAGAAGUGCAUUAUCCGCUUAUAAACAAUUGUAUAAUAUUGACAGAGUGAAAACAGAUGAAGGUAGCCUUCUUUGUUGUUAUGAAAAUCAGCGUCACGUGUACUGGUUACUCCACAUGGUUUUCUUGAGGUCCCAGUAUCUCGAGGGUGGAGAUAACAGAGACCCGUUAUAUAGACAUGCUGCAUUGACGUACCUGCAUGCAGUUCAAGUCCCUCAACCCGGAAUCUCGCAUUGGAACACACCAAAAAUUAAAGAUGUUGGAAGACAACAACCAUGCCCAAAUCCCACUUACAAUUUAAGUUUCAUCAGCGAUCUUGUUGGUGAGCAUACAGAAAUGCGUGUGGAUAACAACGGACUUCACAUUGAUGACAGUGGGAUGUACUUCGUGUUUAUGACACAAUGUUUAAGAACAGAGGACAGAUGUAUUUCAAAUCCUACACCUAAUUUUAAAAUGCAAAUGCAGUUGAAAAGCACUGAAAAAGUUUUAAUACAAUCAGACGUAGUUAGAGCAGCGGGAAGCUUGGUUUUCCAACCAUACGCAUAUUGUUUAUUUACAAGACUUCACCAAAGAGAUUCUUUGGGAAUGAACAUAUCAGAGCACAAAUAUUUGAAUUUAAUGCUUGGCAGCAACGUUUUUGUCGCCUUUAAGUUACAUGAUCCUAGUAAGAAAGGUUAAAACAUAGUUGUUAUAAAUUAUUUCUAUUAGGACAUUGAUUGUGAAUUAUGGCAAUAUUAUGUUUAUUAUGAACGAGGCAGGUCCCGAAGUACACUUUUCUUCUCUACUUUUGAAAUAUUGUUCAUUCGACACUGAAUUAGUUCUUAUAACAUUUUAAUAAUAGUAUUUUUGUAUGUAUUAUUCAGAAAGUUUUUGUUUUUGUUUCAUUAUUUUUUCGCCCAUAAAAAAGCUACUAAUUAUUAAAAGCUAUAAGAUUUGUAGUAAGUUGAAUGGCUAAAUGAAAUGAUAUGUCACACUCCAUGAGUAGCAAAACUUUCUUGAAUUUUGGUGAAAAGUUACAUUUUGCAAAACGAACAAUAUUUCAAAUUGAAGUGACUGUAUGUAAAUUCAGAAUGGUAUAUCUUUGACAGAAAUUUGCUGGUACAGAUAUGAACGAUACUAUGUCUUAGAGUUAUUUUAAAACAUUUGCUCAUUGAUCAUAUAUUAUCAGGCAUUUGAUAAAAUCAGUCAUUAUGUAUUUACUAUAUACUUGGUCCAUUCAAAAUGGCGUUGUUUGUUUAUACCAUAACUCAUUUGCAUCCAUUGAUCAAGCAUGGUUAUGAUUUGCAGAUAUUGUUGUAAGCAGCUACAAAACACCAGUUGGAACACACAAUUGUUAUUAAUAUAAAUUGAUUAUAAAACUGUUUAGGACAUUUUGCAAAAACAUUGUAAUUCUAAUUUGGGAAAAGGAUUAUUCACGUAUAGCCGUCUAUGGAGUGAAAUGAAAUUAAACAACUGAUAAGUGACCAGGGGAUAUCAAACAUUCCACUUCUUAAGGGCAGUGAACAUUUCCAAGCAGCAAUUUGUACUUUCAUGAAAAAUCUUAUUAUGGAUAACAAGUGUAUACAUUUAUUAAACAGCAAAACACAGUGCAAGAAGAGGCAGCAUUCUCCGAUACGAAAUAUCUCCUGUGCCUUUCUGUUCCUUGGGUCACUUAUCAGCACGUAAUGUUAUACAAUGACAAUAAGAUAUAUCGGAAAGGUUGAAAAUAAAACGGUUAAAUUGACUAACAACUUUUUACUUCUCAAUUUUUACUUGAAACUGAUUUUGCUGUAGAUGGCAUUUCUUAAAGGUUGCCAUUCUUUUACAGCACUGUUUGGUAUCCGAUCCUGUAAUGAAAUACACAAAAAUUAAUGCAAAGAACAUCUAUAUUCUUCAGGUUGAUAAUACGAUAUUAUAAUUCUUAAGGGUUUGAGAUUUCCUUUCAAUGUCAUUCAACAUUUUGAAUGAUAUCUAAAUGAGAGUGUACUCAAAUGUAAUCAUUUAUUCAAACUUCAGACAAUGAUAACUAAAGUAUAAAGUUGUUAGUCUUUGACGUUUGAUUAUUAUGAUUGUUAUAAUCCAUAUGUUAAUACUGGACACCGAUUUACUUUUGCGGCUCAAUAGGUUGACGUAUUUUUAUUUAAUAUAGUAAUUGUAUAGAAUAAUUCCUCUUAGUGUUUCAUCAAAUCUUUCAAAUUAAAAUUCAUAACUUUAAGCACGCAAAAAUAAAUGGUCUGCAGUAUUUUACCAACUUUCAAUGUGUUGUCCUCACUGGUCCAUGCAAUGUAUAAGGAUAUCAAAUAUCCUCUACUGGCAGCAUUUUUAAACCCUAAAUUUUGUAAUAAGUAAUUGGUGUUUUCUUAUUCCAAAUUAUGCAUUAAUAUGUAUUAUUUCUCAAAAUACACAGGAAUGUAACAUAUUUAAUUUCCAGAAAUGUUCUGGGUGUUAAUGUGGGCAGCUACGUGUACAUUUUCUAUACAAUGAUAGUAUACUAAACUGUGUUCUUUAAAAGAAUAGUUGACAGUUUAUUAAAAAUGCCCUUAUUUCAAUAUAACAUACAUUCCUUAAAACUUUUAGGCAGCAUGUUUAAAUAAAUUAGAAAUACAAACAUAAAAUACUUGAAAAGUGUUGCAGUAUGGAAACAUAUAGUAAAACUGUAAACAUAAAUUCAAUAAAAACAGAGCAAAAUACACAUUCAUAAUUGUUUUCGAUUUUCACUUUCAACUUGACUAAUAGUUAACAACUUUUCGUUGAUUCCAAUAUUUUAAAGGUAAGCUAAUGACAUACGUAUCACUUGUUUCUUCUUUUAAGGCAUUUGUUUUAUUUACUUGUAAUAUAUUUGUAUAUUGUUUCUUAUCGCUCACUUCUCCCUUUCAAAUGAUGUUGAAUAUUAUAGUUGUUUAAGUUAUAAUGUGGCACUAUGUGCCUUUUUAUCAUUUUUAGAAUAUUUCAGUACUAAAGGAAUUUUACAUGUUUAAUUUAUUCUUAAAAUACAUGUUGUUGUUAAUAUUUGUUACAUUAUUUAUUUUGAUAAUUUUGUUAACUUUUUCUCUAAAUGAUUUUAUUUGUAAGUAAUAUUCGCUUUUGGAUCUCUCACUUGUAACCGUUUCUAUUGCUAUAAGCUUUUCCAAUUUUUAUAAAUAUUUUUUUCCUUCUGAAUACAUUAAUGGUUUUAAGAAGUUUUUAUUAUAAAAACUUUUUUUAUUUAUAUCAAAAAGCUUCAACAAGUUUCAAAUGAAUUUAUGAAACAUUUAAAAAUUGGAUCACAAUUAUAAAUUAUUUAAUAUUUCAUUUUGAUUUUCAUAUUUUCUGUUAUGUGCCUUAGCAGUGUCACGGUAGGACAAAUACUAAAUUAUAUAUUAACUGAGUGUCAAAUGUAUAAAUGGUAAUGUGUCAAAUAUAAGGAAGAGUUACUACAUCUCCAGGAAUAUUCAUUUGCAGACAUGGACGGUGUUUAGUGCUAUUUUGGAUUAUUUAAAAAUCUGGAGUGAUAUAACAUCUUUCCAUCCGUCCCUUACAUUUCAUUUCUGUCACUGACUUAACUUAUAAUCAAUGCAGAUGAAAUGCAUUUAAUCUGCACCAUGUUUAAAAUCCUAUUUUUGCCAGAAAUUCCACAAUUAAGAAAAUAUAAUAACCACUCCUUUUUAAGUUUUCUAAAUCACUUUCAUUGUUAUGAGGUCCAUCGCUGGCAUCUUGCUUCAGAUCAUCAAAUUGUCACAUUGAUAGCGGCUGUAAAAUUGUAUAUAUGUGUUACUUGUUUUUUGGAUUAUUAUUUUCUUCCUAUCUCCGUAAGUUUCUGUACAUUUUAUAUCACAAUGUCCCACCAAAUGCUUCGACAAUAUAUGUUAUGAUGGUAUAUUUUAACUUGUCAGUUCUCAGAAUAUGAUGUAAUUGCAUGAAAGCCAAGAUAACGUACAGUAUUGUUAAUUAUCAUUCAUCUUAGCUUCUAAAUACAUGCAUGAUAUGUCAUUAACAUCUUACGACUGAUUUUAUUUUGUGAGUAGUAGGAUAAUUUCUUGAACACAAAUGCAUCUAUAAAUGAAUAUUUUUUUAAUAUGGAACUUGAUAAAAUAAUACAUUAUUGCUAGCAUUAACAGUAACAGUCUACAUUAUGUUAAAUUAGUUUUUUAUCUAUGUUUUUUAACAUUUGAUUUCAGGUUUUAUUUAAAAUUGCAAGAAAAAUAUUUCUGAAAAUAAGUUACACAUUUAACUACUCACAAAACACGAUGCACUUUUUUUGAAUAAAAUACGACCAAAUUAUCUUAUGUUUUGAUUGAUAAUAAACUUUGAAUAUACAUAAUUAAAUGUUUUGAAGAAGUGACAACAUUAGACAUUUAUUUAUAUAAAUAUAUGAUUAUUUUAUAACUGUUAAAUUUGAUAAUGUUCAUUUGUUUAUUAAGUUAUAAGGUAAGUGGUCACGCUAUUAUUGUAAUACACUAAAUAUUGCCCAACAAAGAAAGGUUCAAGGCAAUUAAGUAAAACUGUAAAAUUUUAUUGUAGUCUGAUAAACAUUUUUGCACUAGAAAUGUCAUCAGAUGAGUGCCAUAAUUUUGCUGCUUGUUGCAGCUUCUUCAAUUUAUGACCGUGAUUUCUAUGUAUUUUAUUUAUAUUUUUGUCCGUUUUAAGAUUAUAAAAUGUACAAUGUGUUGUUGAAUGGUAUUGUGGAAAAUGUUUCUGCAGAAAAGAGUAAUGAUAUUACCUUGAAUAAAUAUUUUUCUGUUUAAAAACCAGGUACACACUUUAUAGAUAUCUUAUUUCGUCUUUUUUGCUGGUGACACUAUAUUGUAUUAUUUUAUAAGGGGUUAUCUCCCGUUUUUUAAUGAUAUGAAGCAUUUAGAGAAAAUUGUUGGAGUCAUUUAUCCUUCACGUUUCAUAAAGCUUCAAAGAUUUUCAAUAUAAACAACCAUACAUUAAGUCUUUUACUAUGAAAUUAAAAUUUGUACGGUUAUAAAAUCCUCUGACAGGAUGUUUUUCAUGGACAUUACUGUUUACUGCGCAUUUUAACCAAUUUAGCAAUAAAAUGACCUUUUAGAUGUAAAAUUUUUCAGCAAUUAGCACAGAGUUGCAGAUAGAAUGUCAUUGUAUUUGAUGCAGAUUUAAUAGAAGCUCACUCGAAAGUAAAUACAUUUAAUGUUUAAAAAUGUUGUUUAGGAGAUGUUUAUAAUUCCAUGUCAAUACACAUGUUCUUAGACAAACGUAUUGGAGAAUUCUCAUGAAAAUUCAUAGAAUAAACCUUUCCUUUUCGAAAUUCCUGAAUAUCCUUAUUAUUGAUAACCAAUGAAUAUACAUUCCAUAGUUAAAAAAAAUCUAAUUUUCUAUAUCUUUUUUUUAUUUACUAUGACAGAUUUCUGUCAAUGCGUGUAUUUCUAUACUCGCAUUAAAUCUUUUUGAAUCGAGUAACAUUAGCGAGUAACAUUUUCAACAUUUGUGCUAUUUCGUGCCAAAAUUUAGUUAGAUGCUUAUCAAUACUUUACAAUAGUUUCCUUUUUAGUAGAUAUUUGCACCUAUUAAUGUUUGUCGUUGAAAAAAAGAUAGUUAUCAAAAAUCUUUCUCAAAAUAAUUGCGUGAGUUUUACUUAUUUUAGAAGCACUAUUUUUGACUACAUACUUCCAAUAUAAUCGCUUGGUUUAUCAAAGACCAUGUGCAACUUACUUUUAACUCAACUCGAACUAGGAUACGAAGGGGAACGAUUGACAAGUUUUGGCAAUAUAUUAAACAAAUAAAUAAAACCGAUGGUUAAUUAUUUUAACUGUAAAAUUCACUUUUUGGGUAAAGAUUGCAUGAAAUACAAUCAACACCCUUUAGAACUAGAUUGAUAUCUAAAUCUUCUAAGGUUUACCACUACUUAUGUUAUACACAAAAUAUAGUGCAUUGAUCAUAAAUUCUUUACAUCUUAUCCAUGUACAUUUCCGGAAAUUUAUCAAUGAAAUGUAUGCUCACAUAAUGUUGUUAUAUUUGUCAAGACAAUUACAUAACUAUUUUAAGGUGCAGGAAUAUAGCAUCUGUCCUAACAAUAUCAAAAAGUCAUCUUGAAAAUUAGAGUUAUCUUCCUUUGUCCAUAAUUGUAAUUGAAUCAACUUCAACCGAUGCUUUAAACAAUGACAUAUUUAAUUUGACUUCAAACUGAUAUUAUAAAGCUAUGAUUACCUUCCAGUGCUUACAAGCACUUUGAUUACAAAAUGAGAUCAGCAUAUUCUUAAUAUAACUGCGAUAUCAACAGUAUGUUAAUUCAACUUACAUUAUCAACAUAAAUGAAAGUAAAUGAUUCUUAUUUCGUCAAUUGUGUAUUCAUGUUCAUGUUUCCUCAUAUUAUAGAUUAUGUUCAAAGUAUCAUUUAGAUAAUUACAUCAUUACAUUAAAAUACAAUAAUACAUUUACAGAAACAAGAAAGUUAUAUCCUAUUCAAAUGUAUCGGCGAUUUAUUAUUUUAAAGUUUCUUUUCUUUCUUCGGAAGACAUUAUUAGGUGUUAUUCUGUUUAGCUAAACGUGUUGUGUAUGUCUUGUGCUUAUAAAAUAUUGUUACUUAUAUAAAUGAUAAAUAAAGCAGCUAAUGAAAGACA